Messenger RNA from Bactrocera oleae (olive fruit fly), 12197 nucleotides. The record is from RefSeq and is a predicted model, not a curated record. Lineage: Eukaryota; Metazoa; Arthropoda; Insecta; Diptera; Tephritidae.
AUUGGCAUGUUUUUGGUUGCAUUACAAGCGCGCCACAAAUUGCCAAACACAAAAUCUAUUAGAAAAAUAAGCAAAGCUAGUACCCGCCGGAGUGUAGACAUUUCGCACCGAGCAAGCAAAGCUUACCCGCCCCAACGGCAAGGACGCAGCCUUAACGCACACCUAUCACACCAACUCCGUAACUUGAAUAAAGCUUGCGCUCACGCGCGUAUAACGCAAACGUUCACAAAAAAAGCACAAAUAAACCGCGCGUCAUUGCCGACCAACUUCCACUCCAACGCACCACUAACCAGCGCCUUCGCCCAAUCAUCAUUAGCUGCAGCGCUUUACCAGUUUCGGUGGCGCAACAGCAAAUUGAACUGUAAAGCAUCCGUAACCUAUACAGCGCUACCGCAAACCCAGAGGCGCGCGGCAAAAAACAGCUAUAAAAGUCGGGCAGCGAAGAUAAACGCACGUAAGCGUACGCGUUUAGUAGCGCUUUGUAGACGCGCUGUUAUACGACCACCAUACAUACAAACGCACAACACUACACUACGCCGCUGGACGUCGUACAUACGCCGGGCACAACACAUUCGACGUCGAGCCGCCUGUGCGUCGCCUGUACUGAAUAGCCGCUCAUUCUGGCCGCCUCACAUAACAGCGAAAGCGAUAACAACAAUUCUGUUAGCGGCAGUGGCAGCGAUAAGAAGUCCUUCUCGUUGCAUUGCUGUUGCGUGAUAGUCGACAUAACGCCAGUUUCACAGUCCGCGCGUUUGACAUCGGCAACAACGGCCUCGGGAAGGGAUGUAACCGCUGGCGGCAGCGGUGGUGGUGGUGGCGGCGGUGUACUCGGUGAUGGUGUGUCACAGCUAGCGAGUAGCCUUUUCCGUUUUGGCAGUAAAAAGCGCGGCGUCUGCAUUUGUAAUGCCCAGUGCCCAAUGCAGUCGCUGGAACAGGCACAAUUGGGUCAGCUGGACCCGGCGCUGAAGACACAUCAUGGCUCAUUGGAUCGCCUCUUGCAGCAGCAAGAAAAACAGCAAUUAGCGCCACAACAGCAACUUCAACAACGACCAAGCGCCUCAGCCGUGCACUCGAUGGGCGGCGUCAUUGAUGGUGGCGGCUCAGGCGCGCAGCUCGGCUCAGCCGACUCCGAUGGCGACGGCGAUGAUGAGAAGGAGCCUGAGUUGCCGCCACGUCCACCAUCACGCAUAAAAUCGCAAACGCAUGUGCGUCAUAUAAAGGAGGAAUUCGACCGCGGCGUGGAAGUUGAGAAGUUCUAUCACCAAAUCAAUGGCGAUAUAUUUGAGAUAACGCGGCGCGUGCGUGCACGUGAUGAAGACACCAUCGAGCAAAAAGUAAUUAAGCGUAAAGGUUCUGUCCGCUUACCACCAGAGCCACCACCACGCCAAGCUUCGGUUGCGGCGUCAGCAGCGGCAGCGCAUCCGCAAGUCUAUCGUGCACAUGGACACGGACAUGUGCAUCAGCAUCAUGUACACCGUCAUGGAGCGGAGGGCGGCAAGCCGCAGUUGCCACCGCGCCGCCAGAAGAGCGCUGAGGAGGUGCCGGUAUCGAAAAGCACGACGCGAGCACCUGAAGAAUUGGAAUGGUUCGAUCGUAAAGCGCAACAAAGACAUUCAGCUCGUUCGGCAGAAAGUGGCGCGGUGCGCGAAGAAACUAUCGAGUGGUUAGCGCGCCAGAGAGGGCCGGUGCGCACAUCUUCUGGUCCUAGUGAGAUUACUGUAAUGAAGGAUGAGGUACCCGACUGGCUCUUAGAGCAUUUGCCACGCAAACGUUCCAUGGCCGAAAGGCCAACUGAAUCGAAGGCGAGCGCUGCUUCCUAUGCCAAGGCGCUGAAGGAGGAGUUGGCUGAGCUGUUGAAGAAGCCAUUAUCUAGACAAAGUUCUGCUCAACAUAGCGAGUUUUCAUUGCUCAAAACCGACAUUGUUGAAUGGCUAACGAAAUUGCAGACUUCAUCACGUAGCUCGGCGCGUGAAGAAGCGCCACCGCCAAAAACGCGUCGCGCGCAUCAUCGACGCAAUGGCAGCGGUGAUACGCAACGUUCGCAUUCGCAAGAAGAUGCCACUGUCGCACAACAGGCGGCGCGCAAGCGGCACUCGUUGGGUCAUAGUGACCGCAGCGAGGAAGAGAUGCUCGACUGGAUUGCGUAUCCGUUAAAUAGGCUGCAAUCGUUAGGCAAGCCACCACAACAGAUCGGUACGAUGGACCGACGUCAGCCUUUCGUCGAGUUACAUCACAAGCCAGCAGUACCGCCGCUGCAGUCACAACUACACCAACAGCCUAUAUGCACUGAACGCGAGCGGCGAUCACAUGAACGUUCGCGCGAACGCAAGCUGCGACAUUCCGCUAGUGAAGUUGUGACUGCACCCACCACCUCUGCCGCAGCGCAAAGCCAAUUGGAGCGUUUGUAUGCUAAACCACACAAGGAACGUUAUCAGUAUGUGCCUAAGGAUGUCAAGGAUAUAAUGUUGCCUCCCAAGGAGAGCGCUAUGACCACUGCCGCCACCAGCUCUACUAUACGCGAAUCGAAGCGUGAACGUUCGCGUCGCCAUCAGACACAACGUUCGGCCACCGUCUCGGACAUGUCCGGUCAUCACAAUGGCGGCCUUAAACGCAAAUCUUCAUCGGCGGAACGUGCGCCGCGUUCGCCAUCGCCUUGCAAUGAUCCCGCCUGCCGUUUGCUUCCCAUUUGCACUGAUCCCCACUGCCGUUUCCUCGAAUGUCAAACAAUAGAACGCGGCGCCGGCAUGACAGUGACCACUUCCGCCUCAACGAUGAACCUCGCACGUCAUCAACAAGUGGCGCGCGCACAAAUGCACACAGUGCCUGCACACAUAACGUCGGAUGACACACCAACGCCGCCACCACCACCGCCUCCAACGUCACACCAACAACAACAAUUUCAGUCGGCACCCCAGCGACGCCUCGUUAUUUGUCAUGAGUGUCGAUCGUGUGCGCCGUUACUUACCUGCCAGAAUCGUAAAUGCUUCAAUGCCGCCAAGUGCAACUCACUGCCCCGCAGCGCAGCGGAUUUCAAUCGACUGCGCACCACACUCGCUCAGCCGCCGACAACGCUCGACGACAUCGAACCGGCGCCGGAGACGCCAUCACCACAAAUGCCACACCAUCCCGGCAUGCAAUAUCGCAGCAAUUCCCAGCCGAAUACGCUGCAGCGUGGAGACUCAGCUGCCGCCUUAUGGCAUCAGGACACUAUGGGCACGGUGGGGAGCGGUCCUAUGUUGACUACCGGUAUAGCAACGCAUACCAUUUUGUCGAGCUCACAACCACCGCUGCCGCCUUCAUUACUACACAUCACGCAUGCGGCCAAUGGUCGCCACUACUAUAACGGUCGCAACGGUAACGGUAUAUCACAUCUGAACGGCACAAACGGCAAACUUAUGAAGUCCGCAUCGGCGGCAUCGUUAAAUUCCCGUCGACGUCGUCACAAAACGGUGCAUUUCGGUGAGAAUUUACUACGCGAAGUUUGUCAAAAUCGUAAACUAAUCAAAACUGAACAAGUUCCGUCCGGUUCGGCGCCGAUGAAGGCCAACAUUCAGAUGCUGUACAAUUUCGUUGAGGGUGUGUUGAGCGCGUGGGUGGACGACGACGAAGAACAAGUGCGUUCCGGUGCCGAAUCAGAGCCCGAACAGGGCACGAUGGCAUUGAAACCGAUUUACCGUUGUAAUCGACUGCGCUAUCAGUGCAUCAAACGUAUCGUCGAGGAAGCGGCCGAGUUGCAUGGCACACUGAAAUUGGGCAAUUCGCGUUAUCGGCACAGACAUUGGCGCAGCACCGCCAAGCAAUGCAACGAAAUGUUUCUGCGCAAGAUAUCUGAUGAUGAUCGAAUGAGCUUAACUACAGCCGUAUCUGAUGAAGAUGAUGGCGAAAGUGUCAUGGCGUCACCAUAUAAAGCAAAGGCAACUGGAACUGCUGCUUCCUCAUUCAACUGUACUGGCGCUGUACGCAAAGCCGGUUUCUUAUCGGUGAAAAAAUGGCUACUCCGCAAAAAGCAUCAAAUCGAAUUGGCGCGCAAGCGAGGCUGGAAAGGUUAUUGGGUUUGCCUCAAAGGCACCACACUACUCUUCUAUCCAUGCGAUUCACGUGAGGGUCGUAGCGUUGAAGCAGCACCAAAGCAUUUAAUUAUUGUUGAUGGUGCGAUUAUGCAACCAAUACCGGAGCAUCCCAAACGUGAUUAUAUAUUCUGUUUGAGUACAGCAUUCGGUGAUGCAUAUCUAUUCCAGGCGCCAUGUCAGGAUCACAAGCUGAAGCACAUGGCUGAGCUGCAGCAAUCCGUUGUCACCGACCAGGAUACGCGCCAUCAAAUACAAACACAAAUCCUACAAUGGGAAGAGAAUUUGGAGCGUCUACAUUGCGAACAGUUCCGCUUGCGUUGCUACAUGGCGUCGCUGCAGAGUGGCGAAUUGCCAAAUCCAAAAUCCUUGCUCACACACGUCUCACGGCCAACUAAGAACACUUUGAAUAAAUUGGGCGUCUUCACUGUAUCCUCAUUUCAUGCAUUCAUAUGUGCUCGUUCGCCAUCUUUGCUGAAUAAUUUAUUGGCCGGACGUGGUGCCACAAAACGUCGACCACCGAUGCUCUCGCGCUCGAAUAGCGGCUCCAGUCGGCGUUCAAUGCAGAUGAAUUCACGUGACGAACCGGAAAAAACCUUCAAAGUUGCCAUGCCUGAUAAUGCUUACGCCACGGUUUAUCUACGUGACGCCAUGUCGGUGGAGGAAUUUUUGGCUAGCGCCUGUGCUCGUCGCAAUCUCAAUCCGAUGGAGCAUUUCGUACGUGUGAAGAAGCGACGUGACAUGGAGGAUCAUAACUACUUUGUGCCACAUCGUAAUGAUUUGAUUGAAAAUUACUUGCAUAAUCACGAAUUCGUCGAGGUCUGCAUGAAGAUACUCUAUCAAGUGGAAUUACAUCGCACCACACUCGAACAAAUGUGGGGCUUCUCAGUCGAAGCGGAACUGAUCGAGAAUGCCGAACGGCAGGAUGAACUCUGCUGCUAUGUCAGCCGAGUGGAGGACAAGAGUGUUGCCAUGCAAAAUGGUAUUAUCAAGGGAGACGAAAUAAUGGUGAUCAACGCUGCAAUUGUAUCCGACUUGGAUAUGAUGUAUUUGGAGAGUGUGCUGCAAGAGGAGCAAUCACUAUGCAUGAUGAUGCGCUCAUCACGCACUGAGCCACCAGAUCUAGUUGGCAUUAUGCGCGUCACUGAUGACAUGAUUGAUUCAUUGGUUUGUCCACCGCCACCAUCGGAUCCGCCCGUAAUGAGCGAGGAGAUGAUAUCCGGUUUAAUCGUGCCGGCGCCAGGUUGGAAUGGCACCGGUAAAGAUUUAUAUUCACCUGAGGCCGAAAGCUCACCGGCACCGUCAUCCGUUGAACCGACACCAGCACAAAUGGUCGCUGUCGCCACCAAGCCGACCUCACGUACGAGCAGUUUCGAAAUUGAGAAUCUACUCAAGACCGCAGAGCAGGUUACCGGAUUUUGUCGUUCACCUCAGGAAACCCGUAAAUCCAGCCCGACUGGUUCUGUCACAUCGUCAGUCUCGAAUGCCGCACUGACACCGUCACGUCAGCUUACCGAUGCUGAGAAAUUGCGCAAGGUCAUUUUGGAGUUGGUCGACACGGAACGUACUUAUGUUAAGCACUUGAACAAUCUUUUGGAGCACUAUUUGGAACCAAUGAAACGCGAAACAUUCCUAUCGAAUGCCGAAAUUAAUGCACUCUUUGGUAACAUUCACGAAAUUGUCACAUUCCAAAGGCAAUUUCUGCAAAAUCUCGAAGAAGCGUUGGAAUUGGAGCCAGACUUCCAUAAGUUCGAGCAUUCAAGUCAGUUCCGGAAUGUGCUCUUUGCGAUCGGUUCGGCUUUCUUGUACUACGUCAACCAUUUCAAGCUCUACUCAUCAUUUUGUGCUAGUCACAGUAAGGCACAGAAGGUUUUACAUCCAAAUGAGGGUAAUCACGCACUACAGGAAUUUCUUGCCGCACGCAAUCCGAAGCAGCAGCACAGCAGCACAUUGGAAUCGUACUUAAUCAAGCCGAUACAGCGCAUCCUCAAGUAUCCACUGCUGUUGCAACAGUUGCGCAAUUUAACCGAUUCGCGAGCCGAUGAACACUUGCACUUGUGCGAGGCACUCAAGGGCAUGGAAAAGGUAGCCGAGCAUAUCAAUGAAAUGCAACGAAUCCACGAGGAAUAUGGUGCUAUAUUCGAUCAUUUAUUCCGACAACAUCAGAAGUCAUGCAAGCAGCCCAUCGAUUUGAGUCCAGGUGAUCUGCUUUAUUAUGGCGGCGUUGAGUGGCUUAAUAUAUCCGAUUUCCUUGGUAAAAUUAAGAAGGGUUUGGAGUUGCACGCCAUGUGCUUCGUUUUUAAAUCAGCGGUUGUGUUCCUUUGCAAAGAACGUUUGCGUCAAAAGAAGAAACUUAUGGGUGUUUCGAGUAAAAACACACCCAACGAAGUGGAAAUCAUACGCUAUCAAGUGCUCAUACCCGUCACCGAAGUACAGGUGCGCGCCUCUUCCGCCAAAGAUAUGGACUCACACUUCCUAUGGGAAUUGAUACAUUUACGCUCGCAACUACAACGCCGCUCUGAGAAGGUUUACGUACUAUCGAACAGCACAGCCGAUUUUCGUAAUGCAUUCCUCAAGACUAUACGACAAAUCAUACGCGAAAGUGUACGCAACAUGUCCAUACCGAUGAAGGGUUUCGGCAGUAGCGGCUCAGUAUCAGGCAUCUCAUCGCAAGGUGGCGGUUCGGGCAGUUCGCAAACGCUCGAGCGACCAAAGCAACAGAUAACAAUCAUUCAAGGCUCGCAGACCUUGGGUAAGCCCAAGAAGAAGUCCGGUUCGCAGCGUCAUUCGGCCGGCAAUAUCGACUAUGAUAAUCUAUCGGGCAGCCAAGAGGCCGACGAUGUGCCAAUGCUGCAUCAUCAGCAUCAACAACAACAACUACAACCGAGUGGUUUCCGUGGACGCAGCAAGACUGUGGGCGAUACUACAGAACUAAUGUCCUCCUCCAUAGACCCACAGCAACAGCAGCAGCAACAACAUCAAAAGCAUAUGCAACACCAUCAACAACAACAAAUGCAUCAUCAUCAUCAGCAAAUGCAUCAGAGCGAUAUCGAACGCAUGGAUCCGGGCACCAAAUCCGAAGGCGAAGAGGACUCCCAGCAGGGAACAAUCAAAGCGAAAGCUACGCUGGGUCGUACACCCAAUCAUUUGACAUUGAGCACCACAUCAACCCUAUCGGUUGGCAGCACUGGUAGUCAAGCGCGUUUGAUACAAUCAUCUCAUCCGCCAUCGAGCUAUCAGCCAGUUCUCAUGAAAGAUUUAGGUAAGACUAACUCAAUAACAAAAGAACUAUCGUCUUCCCCUCAAUUGCAAGCUGCAUCCGUAGCAGCAGCUUUUAAUUUAAGUUUAGGUAGUAGUAGUAGUGGUAAUGGUAGAGUAAUAUAUACAACCAAUAACGUUACUGGCACCACAAGUGGUUUAACAAGUAGAGGUAGUGGUAACGGUAACAAUCAUAACUUACAUUGUGUGGCAACACCAAAACGCUUGUCACCACGACAAUCGCCCAAAGCAGAUAUCGAAGUAAUUGAGAUUUUCGCUAAUGAGCUAAGUCAGCUGACCGCCGCUCAGCAAGUAUCGGUUGUGCAUCAUUCAGCAAAAGAGUCUUCCAAAAAAUCGUCAAGUAGUCGUCAGGCAAGUGUCAGCAGUAGUGGCAGCGGCAGCGGUAGUAGCAGUAACGGUGCUAGCGCUGCUUCGCACACACAUGUCGUCGACAAGCAUUUGAGUGAUCUCGAGCAUGAGCAACUCAGCGACACCACCUACGAUAUCGCCGCCUAUAUGGCCAACCUUAAGGAGCAAGCGCUCGAAUCGCAGGAUCUACAAAUGGAUGCACAGGAUCAACAACAAAAUGAUUCGAGUUUGUCGCCGGAACCGCAAACAGUUGUGGAGAAUACACAACAAACCGUAGUGGCCGAAAUAGAGUCACCACCACGACCAGCUACAGAAUCGGAUAGCACAGGCACCACGACGGGCACUUCGGAAAAAUCCGAAGAUGAAUCGGAAGAUGCCAGAAGGUUGGCAAAACAUCAUGUGAUCAUCGACAAGAAGGUCGAUAAAGUUUUCAAAUCAAAAUCUUCAGAGAAGGCACAAAAAUCGAGCAGCGGCAGUAGUAGUAGCAUUGCCAGUACCGGCGCAAAACCGAAGACAACGAAAUCACCACGUCAAAGCAUAUACAUUUCACCCGACCGCUCCAAAUCACAAGGUAGUUCGCCCGUACGCAUAAUUAAAAUAAAAUCACCACGCACCAGUGUCAGCGAUCAAGGUAAACGACUGAGCGUAAGCUCCAGUCGCGACUCCUCGGCCGAUCGCUUGUCCAGCGGACGCCGCACACCCAGUCCACGUCGCAGCUCCGAGGGUAGUGGUAUACUGAAACGACCCGCCAGUCCCGCCGGCGGCAUACUGAAACCACCACCCAGCCCCAGUAAAUCGAAAAGUCCCGACCGCAGCUGCCUCAAGAAACUCACACCCUCUCACGACUGCAGCGUCGAAUCACUUUCGCCGCACAUAUCACCGCGCGACAGCAUCGAACACCUGUCGCCCGAUCGCGCCGGUAGCAGUCUGUGUCAGCGUCAUUCGCCGCGCAGCAGCUUCGACAGCCGCAGCUCUGAACCGAAUCUCGAUAUACCACGUUCGUCGCUCAAAUCGCCACGCGGCAGUUUCGAAUCGCGAUCGCCGGAACGUUGCAGCCGUAAACGCAGUCAGUCGGCGCACAGUAGCUUCGAGAACGGACAACGCGCCGCCGCGCUGGCCGCCAACGAAGCCUACUACCAAUAUUAUCCCAUUUAUGAUAAUCAAACUUGUAGCGAUCAUUAUAUAUCAGCCGCUACAACAACGCAUAUGCCACGCGACAUCGGCACCAAUACAAGCACGCGUCGCCUUAGUAAAUCUCUGGAGCGUUCUACGUCACGCGAAAGCACCACCAGCAGCUCGUACCGUUAUGGCGUAUCACCCGAACGUAUUUACACAAUUAACACGAUGGGCGCCAGCGCCGGUCCACUGCGUUCUCAGUCAGCUGAAAAUGCAUUUGCGCACUACGCUUAUGAUCCACAUACGGGUCAACAUUAUCAAAUGCAGCCGCCACAGGAAACCAUUGCAACAGCAGCACCACCAGCUGCCUUCAUGUACGCACACGAACCGCAAUGUCCACACGAACACAUGUCGGCCUAUCAGUUGAGCUCGUCGGCACCCGAGCACACCACAUGCAUUGACUGUUUGUACCAAAAGCGACCAUCCUAGCAUAAGGCCCGCGUACGGCAGAGUCGUACGCGGAAGAAGACACCACGUGGCGUCGUACAGCCACCAAUGGCCACAGCGUCAGGUAUGAUUUGUGCUGCGAGCUUUGAUCCCGACGCAGCAGUGGCGGCGGGCGCCAGUGAGGCGAGCGGUUGUGUAGACUGUCAUGACUAUUAUGAGAUACAUGUUUAAACGGGAGUGCGAAGUCGUAUGGAAAAUCAAAACUAAAAUAAAAAAAAACUCCCUCAAACUAUGAUAUAUUAAACUACCCGAAAAUCCCCAUAGCCUGUAUAACAGGAUAAAACGUACGCAAGUAAACUCGUUGCCAUCCAAAAAUCCUCAACUGACAAUUUACAUGGACCAUAUAUACAUAUACAUAUAUUUAUAUAUAUAUAUAUAUGUGUUUGCAUAAUCGCCAUUGUUGCUUGACACAGGGAUUUUUGAAACAAAAACAAAAGCAACAACAAUAUAUAUAUUAUAUAUGUACAUGUGCUUUUUCGUAUUUGUGAAUGUCCUUUCUUCAGAAUUAAGACAUAAGGAUUAGCUUGUAGGUUGUAAGGAAUCUUAGUUAUGUACACGCUUACAUACAUAUGUAUAUACAUAUAUAGUCUCUGUUUAAUUUUUCACAAAGUUUUUCAUCACUAAUACAUACAUACAUACGUAUAUCGUGUAUAUCGAAAUUUAAUAUGAAGUUAACAUUGAUUUUUUACAAAUCUGUUUACUUCGACAUAAAACCAAAGAUGUAAAACAACAAAUAUGAUGGCAUCGAAGUGCUGAAAAUUGACGUUGUUGCUGUACUUCUAAAAAAGUUGUGAAAAUCUACUUGUAUGCGUAUGCACAUACAUAUACAUACAUAUGUUUUUGGUCAAUACGUAAUUAGUUUGUAUGUGAAGAAAUAUUUAACGGUUAUGUAAUCGAAAGUAUAUACAAAAAAUCCAACAGCAAAUAAUUAUAAUAUAAAAAAAUAAUAGUAUAGUAUAUAACGGUACAUUGUAACACUGUACAGCGAUAAGCACGUAAAUUUAAUAGUAACCCGCUAAAAAUAACAACAACAACUCAUUUAGAUGUUUUUGUUGUAACGUAUAGCUUAGUGCUGUUAAGUAAGAAUUUUUUUUUUGGUUCACAAAAGACAUUCUCAUAUGUCUUCCACUAUAAGUGAUUAGAUUUUGAGGUUAAAAUUUUUCUCUUAAUUGCAAAACCUUUCAGUAUUUUUUUAAGACGACCGAAGAUACUUAAAAACAUACCAAGAAUAUAAAUAUAUUUUUUAUAUAGUUGCAAGUCUGUUCUAAACCAAACUCAGUAGCCAUACCACCCUCAUGGAAGCUAAAAAUUUCAAUCUAUUUAUCAUUGAAACUGGCACCACAAGCUGAUUUUAGACAAACUUACUAGACAACUCACACUCACUAGAAUCGACUUAAACUACGAGUAUAUGUAUAUGUAAGUACAAACUUAUAUAUUAUAGUGCCAAUUAGAAUUUUGAACGCGCCUAUUAUGCUAAUACGCUUCGAAAAUAAUCUCUGAAUGCAAUCGUUCGGUUUACAGUAGAGCUUCAGAGUUCGAAAAGAAUGGACCUUGACGAUUAUUUCAGAUUUUUUCGAAUAUGUGCUAUUUUUCGGAAAUUCAGAUCUAUUUCCACUUUUUUAAUCACUCCUUUUCAAACCCUUCCUCGUUAUUAGGAAUAAUACCGAAAUAGCUGCUGAAAUAUUCCUAUCUUGAGCUUAAAGAUAAAUCAGAUAAAAAACCAGUGGAAAUAACAGCAGCUGGCACCAUCACAAGGCUAACGGAACACACUAUCACCAAGCUGAUGUGGGGUUCGAACCCAAUUCCGAACGAUAUCAGAAAGUAGUAUUAAAGUUCGCCCCUUACCAGACGAUGGCAAGUCUUCCAGUGCAGGGUUAUUUUUAAUUUCAAUCUGAACUAACAUUUCACGUAUAAUUCAAGUAUUUUAGAUAAAUUGUGCCCCAGGGGAAAUUAGUCGAAAACAAACUAUAUUAAAUUUCGAUACACGAAAAAGAGGCAGUAAUUUUAAGAGCAUUUAUGCACAAAUAUGUUAUAGGCUUUCCUGAGACGAUGGCAGCUUAAAGCAGAUUUCUUGAUAACAUUUCGAAGUUAGCACUGCAGAAAUUGCACAACGGUGCAUUGAGGUUAUCGUUAAAUUGAUUUCCAUGGUAUUGGCUUGGCUUUGUGUUAUUAUGUGGCACACGGAAGGGUGGUGUGUGCUGAGAGGCAUAUAUGAUUAGAAUGGAUAAAUUUUGAAAAAUAGUUAUGGACUAAAAAUUAGUAAUGAGUAUUUUUGGAUAACAAAGGUAUGAGAUUCAAAAUAAUAUCCAUAUUAAGAAAAAGGUAUUCAUAAAUUCACCUACUCUAUGGCGUGUUUUCAUAUAUAAUUUACUACUUGUAAUUUCAGAAUUAUAGAUAAAAAUUUUGAGUUUUGAAUUGAAUUAAUUGAAUUAAAAAUAUCGAGAAUAUUUGCUAGAAGUAUAGAGUCACAAGGAAGAAAUUCAGGUUAUUUUACAUAAGUAGCUAUACUACAAUAUAUUUGACUUGAAUUUUAUCUGACAUAUGCAUAACGAUGGGCAUCAAAUCAUUUUCGACAUAUGUAUAUAUACGUAUAUGAACUCUCAAAAAAUAGAAUAAAUAGGUUUAAAAGAGGUAAUAGAUUAUUAAGAAACGAGAAAGAAAUAAAAAUUGUAUAUAUAUACUGAGUUACUAGCAUAUACUUAAAGAAAUCGAUUCGAAUAAUUUAAGGAAAAUCAUGAAAACCCAAAGAAACUUUGAUGUUAACAUACCUGUCCUUGCAGUUUUGAAGUAAAACUAGUGUCUAUAUAUAAAUUUACUCAAACGUUUACUCAAUAAAAAGUGUACAACAAUCAGGAAUUUCCAGAGACGUAUGGCAACUAU